UGCCGGCGGCGCAUGCGGGAGGCGGGGGAUGGCCGGACAUGGCGCUGGCGGCUCCGGCGCUGCGGCGCUAUUUGCUGCUGCUGGCGCAGGAGCACCUCGAGUUCCGCCUGCCGGAAAUAACAUCAUUGCUCUCCCUUUGUGGUGGACAAUUCAGUGGUGAGCAGGAAAUACGUGUAAAUUCUCCAUUUUGGAUUCUCAAUAUUCCUUCAGAAGAGAUGGCAAGGGGACUAAUGAAGCGGACAGUAUGUGCAAAGUCUAUAUUUGAACUGUGGGGCCAUGGAAGAUCUGCAGGGGAGCUCUAUGCAUCUUUGAAGAACUAUCCAACAGAGAAGAUGCUUCCAUAUCUACAGUCAGACUCUACUUACAAAGUACAUAUUCAUACAUUUAAUAAAACACUGACCCAAGCACAGAAAAUAAAAAAGAUUGAUGCCCUUGAAUUUCUGCCAUUCAAAGGAAAAGUAAAUUUAAAGAAUCCGGAACACAUCUUUUGGAUUUUGGAAGAUUAUGGAAUGAACCCAAAUGAUGUUCCAGAAGAGCCCAUUCACCUGUAUUUUGGUAGAUGGAUUGCAGAUGGCCAAAGAGAACUCAUUGAAUCCUACAGUGUAAAGAAGAGACAUUUUAUUGGAAAUACGAGCAUGGAUGCCUGCCUGUCUUUCAUCAUGGCAAACCACGGGAGAGUAAAACCCAAUGACAUUGUAUAUGAUCCUUUUGUUGGAACAGGUGGCCUUCUAAUCUCCUCAGCACAUUUUGGGGCAUAUGUGUGUGGUACUGAUAUAGAUUACAACACAAUCCAUGGAUUAGGCAAGGCAAGCAGAAAGAACCAGAAAUGGAGAGGGCCAGAUGAAAAUAUCAGAGCUAAUCUCCGACAGUAUGGUUUAGAGAAAUACUACCUCGAUGCACUCGUUGCUGAUUCUUCAAGACCAAUAUGGAGAAAAGGGAUGUUGUUUGAUGCAAUCAUUACAGACCCACCAUAUGGUAUCAGGGAAGCUCCUCGCAGAAUGGGGUCACAAAAGGAAACAGUCAAGUCUGUUGAAAGAAGCACAGAAAAUCACUUCUUCGUUUCAUCCAGUUACCACCUAAGUGAUAUCUUUUUUGACCUCUUGAAGUUUGGGGCAGAGUAUCUGGUGAUGGGAGGAAGACUGGUUUACUGGCUGCCCAUAUACAGGCCUGAAUACACAGAAGAGAUCAUUCCCCGCCAUCCGUGCCUGAAACUUAUUAGCAACUGUGAGCAGAUGCUUUCCAGCCACACAUCAAGGCGCCUCAUAACCAUGGAAAAGGUGAAAGAAUUCAAGGAUCAAGAUGAGAACUCUUACUUGUUGGAUGGUCAGUAUAUGCCGUACAGGGGACACAAUUCUUUCCGUGAGAAGUAUUUCAGUGGUGUGACAAAGAGGAUUGCCAAGGAAGAAAAGGACAAUCAGAAGUAAAAUAUUAUAUAAACAGAUUAAAAAAUGAGAAAAGAAUGAAGACCAUUUCUUUGUAAGGACAUCUGGAUAUGAGCAUUCAUUUGGAUGCUUCAGAAAAAUAAAUACUGCUUUUAAUUUUAAAACAAGAUGAAACCCACAACCCAGGUUGGGAGCAGUUCUUUUUAGUUAGCUUUGUUUAUAGCAGAUUUUAUUGUACAAGUUUUUUGAGUCUUAUUUAAUUUAUAUUUGUACUUUCAAGUACUAAUGAUGAUUGACUAAAACCAUUAUUAUUGUUCUUUCACCAUUAACGUUUACAAGAAAGUAGUAGUAUUAUUUGGCUUCUUAAACUGUGAACAUCUGGCUGUUUUAAAAACACGUGGUGGUGAUCAAGGAUUGCUGAUUAAGAUCAUUUUAAUUUGUUUUGGUUUUUUUUGUAAAUGAUGUACAAUAAACCAAGGUUGGCGUGA
Messenger RNA from Poecile atricapillus (Black-capped chickadee), 1870 nucleotides. It is a transcript of the gene TRMT11, whose product is annotated as tRNA methyltransferase 11 homolog. The record is from RefSeq and is a predicted model, not a curated record. NCBI's taxonomy places the organism in Eukaryota, Metazoa, Chordata, Aves, Passeriformes, Paridae. Gene Ontology annotation, biological process: methylation. The transcript has 13 exons. Gene Ontology annotation, cellular component: cytoplasm. Bases 39 to 1424 code for a protein of 461 amino acids. Gene Ontology annotation, molecular function: nucleic acid binding.